UCGAUCGGCCAAAUUUCGCUGCAGUAAACUUGGUGGCCCGAGAUAUAUACGGGUGACGAUCAUAGCGCUCCGUGAGCAUGCCUGAAACGUUCGGCGCUGUUGAGUCUCAGUGAAACACAGUACCUCGGUGGUCUCUCAUCCAACCGGACCCUCUACAUUUUUUUGUAAAAGACAUGUUUUCCGGACUUACGAAUCAAGUGAGUAGCUGGAUGGGGGGAACGGCAAAGAAAGAUGGUGAUCCCCAGAAGAGCGAAGAAGAGAACUUGUCGCCUCAUGCUGUGGAGAAUGACGUGAUAAGCAACACUGAAGCUGAAAAUAAGAAAGACAGUCCGACUAAAGGAAGCAAACUGGAGAUGUUGGGGAAUGUAAAGAGCCAGAUGACUAGCUGGCUAGGGUCUGGUGUUUUGGGAGGCCUAAGGAAGGGGGACCCAUCAGACCCAAAUGCAACUACUGGCCAGCAACCAUCAGAUCAAUCAAGUGAUCCUGCUCAGCAGACUUCUACUUCCGAGAAGCCAGCACAGGACACAACUCAAGAAACCAAAGAAGAUGAUGACUCCAGUGCUACAGGAGGAGCAGACAGUGAUGUGGCUGCCUCUGAACCAGGAACACCUGUGGAGGACAAGGAAGGGGGCCAACCAUUUGGUGCUGUCUCAACUAAAGCUUUGCAAGGCGCCAAAUCCAUAGGAAGCUUCCUUUUCUCUGCUGUGAAUAAGGCUGGAAAAACAGUGAGCGAAGCAAGUGCAAAAAUCAAGAAGACAGUGGAAGAAAAUAGCCUUCUUGGAGACUUCAACAAAGAACAGGAAUCAUUCAUCAAGGAAAAACAAUCAAAAGGUGCGGAACCUGCCUUUCCUCCAUGGGUUGGCUGUGCUAAUGAAGAAUCUCUCAAAGAAGAAUGCCUCACACUUUCUACGGACAGGCGAACCUUUGUCCGUAGCCCACCAGCUGGCGUAGACUUUCAUUUUGACUAUGAAGUGUCAUAUCCUGUAGCCAUGGCAACGCUGGCAGAGGACCCAAAUCUUGAGAAGAUGAGAUUUGAACUGGUUCCUAAAGUGAUAAGUGAAGAAAACUUCUGGCGGAACUACUUCUAUCGUGUGAGCCUUAUCCGUCAGGCUAAUGAGUUGUCAUCAAUGGUCCAGGAACAGGGUGAGAAUGCUUCAAAGCCUGGCAGUGUUGACGUUGCUGAACCAACUGCAAAACCCCAACCCCAUGAAGUACCUGUUGCGGAACAAGCACCUGCAGACAGCCCCUCCCACGAGUUUGUGUCAGACACAUUCCAGGCAAGUUCCAGGGACUUAGAGGAGGUUCGAGAGGGUAUGAAAAAACUCGGUAUGGAUCCUGACAAAAGGAAUGAAGAAGAGUGGGAGAAAGAGCUAGAAGCAGAACUACAAGAUUAUGAAGUGGUUGCAGAUGGAGACAGUCAACAAGACUCAAACUGGGAGAAUCAAAUUGAGGAGAUGCUGGAUGCUGAGGAUACAACUGAUCUGAAAUAGCUGACAACUUGUAACAGUAGGCUGACGUACAUUUAUGACCAGUUGCAGCUUAUUUUUGGGUAUACCUAAGGGCUUCAUGAAAUGGCCUUCUUUCAUUGUAAAAGAGAUUACUGCUAGCCUAAAAAUAUUUUAUUUGUUCUGGAUGUCAGCUUCAGAAUUCGCCAAAUAUUUUAUUAAUCAUAAAGGAAAAAUGUCAAUUUUCAAGUUACCGUGUUCUAUAAAACAUACCAGAGAAUGACUAUAAAAUAUCAAAUUAAAAAUAGUGUUAAUGCACAUUAAUAAAUAAAUAGCUGAAUUAAUUUUCUAAAAUAAAUGAGAUUUCCUUUCAUUGGGUGAUAUAGAAGGAUAAAUUACUACAUUUUGUUGAAAUACUGGAAAUAAAGUAAUUUGAUUUAUUUAUGUAAAAAAAUCUUUUAAAAAUUGUGUUCCAUAAAUUAAUAUUAUUUAGUGUUGCUAUAAAUUGUAUAUGAGUGUAUGUACAUACUUCAGAAUAUGUGAAAAGUUGUAUAUGAGAACUGUACAGUUUGUGAUCAAGUGUCUGUUUGUGAUUAAUUUCAGCAUUUUAUAACAAAAAGUUGUUACAACCAAUUAUUUUUUGUGUAGCAGGAAUUAACUGUCAUAAAAUUACAAAAUUUUGUAUUUCGAUUAAUAAGUGUGCUUACAUGUUGUACCAGAGAAUAUAAAAGUUGAUGGGUCGAGUGGAGUAGAAUUUGUUAGAGUGCAAUAACCACUUUCUGCCUAUAAAUAUUUCACUUGAUCAAAACUGUUGAUAUAUAUCUGUGUGUCUGUAGUGUAACUGUUUCAGAGGUGUGCGUCAUUAUUAAAACUCUUCUUCAAAUAUGAAACCAUUCUGAAAUGACCUGACUUGCCAUUUUGUCGUCACCUUUCACACAAACAUUCCACUUGCAGUGGUCAGUUCUAUUGUUUAAUAAGUUCUCCCCAGAAUGAUUUAAAUUUGUCUUCAACAUAAACAUUUAAUGAAGAAUAGAAAAUGCGAAUAUACCAUUGUCUAGUCUUCUGAAUAGAUUUUCAAACAAGAUUUCUUCAUAAUCUGUAGUUUAUCAUCCAGUUUUUUUUUCCCCAAAAAUGUUCUGCAAACCAAUACAGAUGGUGACUCCCCUUGAUACUAACCUCCACAGAAGAGUGAAAUUCAUUCAUCAUACUUAUUGAUUCCCUGACAAAAGUAAAGUAGCUCUGCCCUUGAAGAAUGUUGCAGGUAUUGCUUUGUAGAAGACUUACUGCAGGUUUAUGUUACUGAAAGUUCCUAUGUCACUGUUGUAAUUUCUAUAAUAACUUUUUAUAUUUUAAUGAUAAUAAUUACUUCAUUAAUUUUAAAUGUUCUUAUUUUGUCUUAUUAUUAUGUGGUUUUCUCUUCUUGUUUGUUUCACUGAGAGGCACUGUGUGUGUGUGUGUGUGUGUGUGUGUGUGUGUGUGUGUGUGCAUAAGUGCUUGGUUGCAUGCGUGCAGGUUCCAUACCGGAUUUGGAUGAAUGUUGGUUUGAUUCUUCAUGACUUCAGGAGUGGCUGAGAAAUAUUUGUAUUUGCACAAGUGAAGACUGUGUUGGGGUAUAAGUUAAAAUAUGUUUAUUAAGAAUGAGUUAAUGUAACCAGCCUGAGUGAAUAACAAUUAACUAUGAUGCAUACAUUCUUCCAAGUUAUUUCAAGAUCUUCUUGUUUAAAAAGAAAUAGACAAUAUAAGUAGCCACUGGGAUUCCUAACCACCUUCAUAAUGUACCUUUUCAUCUGUUGGAUGUUAAGAAAUAUAGUGUAUGUAUAACAGAUAAAUGUGCAAGUAGGUGAAAACAAAUGUAAUUAAUGGUUACAAUAUACUGAAAUAUAUUGUGUGUUUCCCUGGC
Messenger RNA from Schistocerca nitens (vagrant locust), 3345 nucleotides. RefSeq names its product synapse-associated protein 1 (gene Sap47). The record is from RefSeq and is a predicted model, not a curated record. NCBI's taxonomy places the organism in Eukaryota, Metazoa, Arthropoda, Insecta, Orthoptera, Acrididae. Gene Ontology annotation, cellular component: cytoplasm; synapse. The coding region runs from base 174 to 1490 and encodes 438 amino acids. The transcript is spliced from 9 exons.